AUGUCUGUUAUUGUGACCGGCGGAGCUGGCUUUAUCGGGUCCCACCUGGUGGAAUACCUAUUGGAAGAAAACAAGAAGGUAGUGGUCAUUGAUUCACUAUGGACGGGCUCGUUAGAGAACAUUGACAUGUUCUUUAAAAACUCAAACUUUCGCUUUAUCAAAGCCGAUGUAAGAGAGAUGAGACAUUCGAUUCCGGAAGUCGGAACGAUCUUGGAAAUUUAUCACCUCGCUUGUCCUGCUAGCCCUGACUAUUUCGGUUCAAAUCCAGUGGACAUUCUGGAGACCUGCUUCACUGGAACCAAGAACAUGCUUGACAUGGCGGUGACCAACAACGCGAAGAUCCUGAUUGCCAGCACCUCCGAAAUCUACGGAGACCCCAAGGUGAUUCCACAAGGCGAAACAUACUGGGGCAACACCAAUUCAUUUGGACCCCGAUCGUGUUAUGACGAAGGAAAGCGCAUCACCGAAGCUUUGGCAUACGGUUAUCAGCGGAAGUAUGGCCUUCAGGUUAGAAUUGCCCGCAUAUUCAAUGCGUACGGACCAUCUAUGAAGAUGACAGACGGGCGUGCCGUGCCAAACUUCAUUGCAGCGGCCAUGCAGGCUGAGCCAAUCCACAUAUAUGGUGAUGGAAGUGCGACCCGAUGCUUCCAGUUUGUCUCAGAUUGCGUACGAGGACUUGUAGCUCUCAUGAAGAGCGACUAUUCGAACCCAGUCAAUAUUGGCAGCGACGUCGAGACCAGCAUCAACGACAUAGCGAAGUUGGUUACAGAGUUGGUGGCGCAGAAGUUGAAAAGUCCUACCAGACUCCCCAUAAAGUAUCUGCCCAAGAGGGAGGAUGACCCUUACAGGAGGAAGCCUGAUAUAAGUCUGGCUAAGAAAGAACUUGAUUGGAAGCCAAUGGUGGAACUACACGCUGGUCUUGAUAUCACAGUCGAAUGGUUUUUGCUGGACAAGGUGGCACAUCAUUAG
This is a messenger RNA of Cadophora gregata, 969 nucleotides long. RefSeq names its product UDP-glucuronic acid decarboxylase 1 (gene UXS1). Gene Ontology annotation, molecular function: UDP-glucuronate decarboxylase activity; NAD+ binding. Gene Ontology annotation, cellular component: cytoplasm. The transcript is spliced from 4 exons. Bases 1 to 969 code for a protein of 322 amino acids. NCBI's taxonomy places the organism in Eukaryota, Fungi, Ascomycota, Leotiomycetes, Helotiales, Ploettnerulaceae. The record is from RefSeq and is a predicted model, not a curated record. Gene Ontology annotation, biological process: D-xylose metabolic process.